UCGCCCCCGCCCCGUGUCCCCCGCCCGCCGCGCUCGGCGGUGCGGGAUGGGGCGAUGGCGCGGGCGGGCGCGGGGCCGCCGCGGGAGCUAUCCCUGGAGGAGGUGCUGAAGUGCUACGAGCAGCCGCUGAACGAGGAGCAGGCCUGGGCGCUCUGCUUCCAGGGCUGCCGCGCCGCCGCCGCCACCCCCGUAGCCCCCGCGCCGCUCCGCACCGCCGACAUCCGCCUCCGCGCCGACGGCUCCCUCCGCCUGCCCGCCCCGCCGCACGACCUGCCCGCGCUGCUGACACCCUCCGCUGAAGCCCAGAUGGUGCAGUCGCUGGGCUUUGCCGUGUACCGGGCACUGGACUGGGGGCUGGACGAGAAUGAGGAGCGGGAGCUGAGCCCACGCCUGGAGCAGCUCAUUGACCUGAUGACCAACAGCGACUCGGAGGACAGCGGCUGUGCCACGGCUGACGAGGGCUAUGGCGGGCAGGAGGAGGAGGAGGAGGGGGGUGAGGGGCCGCCACGCGCCGUGCGCACCUUCGGCCAGGCCAUGCGGUGCUGUGCCGCCCGCCUGGCAGACCCUGCUGGCGCCCCAGUGCACUACCAGGCUGUGUGCCGGGCACUCUUUGCUGAAACUGUGGAGCUCAUGGCCUUCCUCGCCAAGAUCCGUGAUGCCAAGGAGCUGCUGCAGAAGCUGAAGGAGGAUGAGGAAGAGGAGGAGCGGCCGGCGGCAGAGCUGGGCAGCCUGCGCAACACCGACUGGGCCCGGCUGUGGGUACAGCUGAUGCGGGAGCUGCGGCAUGGUGUGAAGCUGAAGAAGGUGCAGGAGAAACAGUUCAACCCACUGCCCACUGAGUACCAGCUCACGCCCUUCGAGAUGCUCAUGCAGGACAUCCGCGCCCGCAACUACAAACUCCGCAAGGUCAUGGUGGAUGGAGACAUCCCCCCUCGGGUGAAGAAGGAUGCCCACGAGCUCAUCCUCGACUUCAUCCGCUCCCGGCCCCCCCUGAAGCAGGCAUCAGAGCGACGGCUGCGGCCCCUGCCCCAAAAGCAGAGGACGCUCCACGAGAAGAUCCUGGAGGAGAUCAGGCAGGAGCGGAAGCUCCGGCCUGUGGAGCAGAAAGGGUACAGCUCCCUGCCCUGCAUCCCACACGCCUGUGCUGGCCGCCUGGCCUCCAGCUCCUGCCUUGAGCUCUCCCGGUGCCCAGCCAGUGCCAUGCCCACGCGCCCACGGCCACGCGUCCUCCUCAAGGCGCCCACCCUGGCCGAGAUGGAGGAAAUGAACCUCUCUGAGGACGAGGACUCCCCAGGCACAGAGGUGCCGCUGAAGCGAGAUCGCUCCUUCUCGGAGCAAGACCUGGCACAGCUGCAGAGCCAGCUGGGGGGUGACCAGGCUGCACCUCAGGGCCCGGAGCCGCUGCAGCCUGAGCCCCGGCCCCGCUCAGGCUCUGUCCCUGCCAGCUGUCACCGGCUGCCAGAUGGCCCAGCACCACCCCGGGCUGCCCUCGGUGCUGUGGAGGAGAGACCAGAGGAUGGAUCCAGCAGUGCCCCCACCACUAGCUCCAAGCACCUCUGGCUGGAGUUCAGCCACCCCGUGGAGAGCCUGGCCCUGACCGUGGAGGAGAUGAUCAAUGUCCGCAGGGUGCUGGUCAAGGCUGAGAUGGAGAAGUUCCUGCAGAGCAAGGAGCUGUACAGCAGCCUGCGGAGAGGGAAGGUUUGCUGCUGCUGCAGGGCCAAGUUCCCCCUCUUCUCCUGGCCCGCGGCGUGUCUCUUCUGCAAGCGGUCUGUCUGUAGCUCCUGCAGCCUGAAGAUGAAGAUGCCUUCCAAGAAGCUGGCUCACAUCCCCGUCUACGCGCUGGGCUUCGAGAGCCUCCCGGGCUCGCUGCUCUCCAAGGCGCUGCCGCUGCGCCGGAGGGAGCCCUUCCACUCGCUGUCGGGGUCGUGCUGGCGCCGCGUGGAGGAGGAAUUUCCGCACAUCUACGCACAGGGCUCGGUGCUGCGGGACGUGUGCCCCGACUGUGCCGGGUUCGUGACGGACGUGGUGAGCUCCAGCCGGCGCAGCGUGGCCGUGCUCAACGCCAGCGCCGCGUCCCGGCGCCACGCCAAGGCCCGCUCCCUCUACAGCGACGCCUGGCUCCAGUGAGGGGCCCGGUGCCUCGGGAUGGGCGCCACGGGGGUGCUCCCCGAUGUACAUAUAUACAUAGGAUGGAUACACACAGCCUCUAUAUUUAUAUACGUUAUGGACCAGGGGCAAAAGGACCCGUUCCCGCAUUCCCUUUCCAUCCCUGCCACCAGCCCCUGGGGAGGAACAAGUCCUGCCAUGGGGCACCUGCAGCCUCUGAGGGGAUGGAUCCCACCACGAGGUACCCAUAGACCCAGGACGGGAUGGAUUCCACAGUGGGACGGUGCCUGAGGGGGUGGAUCCAGCUGUGGGAUACCCGCAGCCUCUGGUGGAACAGAUCCAGGUGUGGGACACCUGCAGCACCUGGGGGAAAGGAUCCCACCGUGGGGCAGCUCCUGGGAGGACAGGUCCUGCUGCGGAGCGCCCACAGUCUCCAAGGGGAUGGAUCCCACCAUAGAGCACUCUCAAUGCCCAGAUGGAUGGAUCGCGCUGUGGGACACCUGCAGUCCCCAGGGGCACAGAUCCCACCGUGGGGCAGCUCCUGGGGGAACGGAUCCCACGGUGGGGCACCUGCAGCCCCCCGCAUUGGCUCCCCCCAGCCCUGCUUCUGUGCCAAGCCCUGGCUGUGCCGGGGUGCCCAGUGCCCUGGGCUGGCACGGCUGCUCUGUAUGGCCCCCCUCCGAUAAUAAACCCGCUGGGCUGCCC
Molecule: messenger RNA, 2811 nt
Organism: Empidonax traillii (willow flycatcher)
Lineage: Eukaryota; Metazoa; Chordata; Aves; Passeriformes; Tyrannidae
Gene: SPIRE2
Product: spire type actin nucleation factor 2
Exons: 15
Coding region: 55-2127 (690 amino acids)
Biological process (GO): establishment of meiotic spindle localization; actin nucleation; Golgi vesicle transport
Cellular component (GO): cytoplasmic vesicle membrane; cell cortex
Molecular function (GO): actin binding
Source: RefSeq, a predicted model, not a curated record